AUGGGGAACUGGGCUGUGAAUGAGGGCAUCUCCAUCUUUGUCAUUCUGGUAUGGCUGGGGAUGAACGUCUUCCUCUUUGUCUGGUACUACCGGGUUUAUGAUAUCCCAGAUAAGUUCUUUUACACUCGAAAACUUCUUGGGUCAGCACUGGCCCUGGCCAGAGCCCCUGCAGCCUGCCUGAAUUUCAACUGCAUGCUGAUUCUGCUGCCUGUCUGUCGAAAUCUGCUCUCCUUCCUCAGGGGUUCCAGUGCGUGCUGCUCAACAAGAAUUCGGAGACAACUGGACAGGAACCUCACCUUUCAUAAAAUGGUGGCAUGGAUGAUUGCACUUCACACUGCAAUUCACACCAUUGCACAUCUAUUUAAUGUGGAGUGGUGUGUGAAUGCCCGAGUCAACAAUUCUGAUCCUUAUUCAAUAGCACUCUCUGACAUUGGAGAUAAGCCCGGUGAAACUUACCUCAAUUUUGUUCGACAGAGAAUCAAGAAUCCUGAAGGAGGCCUGUAUGUGGCUGUGACUCGGCUGGCAGGCAUCACCGGAGUCGUCAUUACACUGUGCCUGAUAUUAAUUAUCACAUCCUCCACCAAAACCAUCCGGAGGUCUUAUUUUGAAGUGUUUUGGUACACACACCAUCUCUUUGUGAUCUUCUUCAUUGGUCUCGCCAUCCAUGGAGCUGAGCGGAUUGUACGUGGGCAGACUAACGAGAGUUUGUUGAAACACCAACCAAGAAACUGUUAUCAAAACAUCUCACAGUGGGGAAAAAUAAAGAACUGCCCAAUCCCGGAGUUCUCUGGGAACCCUCCUAUGACUUGGAAAUGGAUAGUGGGUCCCAUGUUCCUGUAUCUCUGUGAGAGGUUGGUACGGUUUUGGCGAUCUCAACAGAAGGUGGUCAUCACCAAGGUGGUCACUCACCCUUUCAAAACUAUUGAGCUUCAGAUGAAGAAGAAGGGAUUCAAGAUGGAGGUGGGCCAAUACAUUUUCGUCAAGUGUCCCAUGGUGUCCAAGCUGGAGUGGCACCCUUUCACCCUGACCUCUGCCCCUGAGGAAGACUUCUUUAGCAUCCAUAUCCGCAUCGUGGGGGACUGGACAGAGGGACUCUUCAAAGCUUGUGGCUGUGAUAAGCAGGAGUUUCAAGAUGCCUGGAAACUACCAAAGAUAGCUGUUGAUGGGCCCUUUGGCACCGCAAGUGAGGAUGUGUUCAGUUACGAGGUGGUGAUGUUAGUGGGAGCAGGGAUCGGGGUCACGCCCUUUGCAUCCAUCCUCAAGUCGGUCUGGUACAAAUAUUGCAAUAAAGCCCCAAAUCUGAGGCUCCAAAAGAUCUACUUCUACUGGCUGUGCCGGGACACACAUGCCUUUGAGUGGUUUGCGGACCUGCUGCAGCUGCUGGAAACCCAAAUGCAGGAGAAGAACAACUCGGGCUUCCUCAGCUACAAUAUCUACCUCACUGGCUGGGAUGAGUCUCAGGCCAGUCACUUUGCUGUGCAUCAUGACGAGGAGAAAGAUGUAAUCACAGGCCUGAAACAAAAGACCUUGUAUGGACGACCCAACUGGGAUAACGAGUUCAAGACCAUUGGAAGUCAACACCCCAAUACCAGAAUAGGAGUCUUCCUCUGCGGACCGGAAGCCUUGGCUGACACCCUUAAUAAGCAGUGCAUCUCCAACUCCGACUCUGGCCCCAGGGGAGUGCAUUUCAUUUUCAACAAGGAAAACUUCUAA
Molecule: messenger RNA, 1713 nt
Organism: Rangifer tarandus platyrhynchus (Svalbard reindeer)
Lineage: Eukaryota; Metazoa; Chordata; Mammalia; Artiodactyla; Cervidae
Source: the annotation of a GenBank genome assembly